CGCGCCGCGCUGCGGGCGGGGCGGGUCUCCGGGAUUCCAAGGGCUCGGUUACGGAAGAAGCGCAGCGCCGGCUGGGGAGGGGGCUGGAUGCGCGCGCACCCGGGGGGAGGCCGCUGCUGCCCGGAGCAGGAGGAGGGGGAGAGCGCGGCGGGCGGCAGCGGCGCUGGCGGCGACUCCGCCAUAGAGCAGGGGGGCCAGGGCGGCGCGCUCGCCCCGUCCCGAAUGGGGGGCGUGCGCAGGGAAGGCGCUCGGGGCGGCGGCCGUGGCCGGGGGCGGUGGAAGCAGGCGGGCCGGGGCGGCGGCGUCUGUGGCCGUGGCCGGGGCCGGGGCCGUGGCCGGGGACGGGGACGGGGCCGGGGCCGGGGCCGCGGCCGUCCCCAGAGUGGCGGCAGCGGCCUUGGCGGCGACGGCGGCGGCUGCGGCGGCAGCGGUGGCGGCGGCGCCCCCCGGCGGGAGCCGGUCCCUUUCCCGUCGGGGAGCGCGGGACCGGGGCCCAGGGGACCCCGGGCCACGGAGAGCGGGAAGAGGAUGGACUGCCCGGCCCUCCCCCCCGGAUGGAAGAAGGAGGAAGUGAUCCGAAAAUCUGGGCUCAGUGCCGGCAAGAGCGAUGUCUACUACUUCAGUCCAAGUGGUAAGAAGUUCAGAAGCAAACCUCAGUUGGCAAGGUACCUGGGAAAUACUGUUGACCUCAGCAGUUUUGACUUCAGAACUGGAAAGAUGAUGCCUAGUAAAUUACAGAAGAACAAACAGAGACUGCGGAAUGAUCCUCUCAAUCAAAAUAAGGGUAAACCAGACUUGAAUACAACAUUGCCAAUUAGACAAACAGCAUCAAUUUUCAAACAACCGGUAACCAAAGUCACAAAUCAUCCUAGUAAUAAAGUGAAAUCAGAUCCACAACGAAUGAAUGAACAGCCACGUCAGCUUUUCUGGGAGAAGAGGCUACAAGGACUUAGUGCAUCAGAUGUAACUGAACAAAUUAUAAAAACCAUGGAACUACCUAAAGGUCUUCAAGGAGUUGGUCCAGGUAGUAAUGAUGAGACCCUUUUAUCUGCUGUUGCCAGUGCUUUGCACACAAGCUCUGCACCGAUCACAGGGCAAGUCUCCGCUGCUGUGGAAAAGAACCCCGCUGUUUGGCUUAACACAUCUCAACCCCUCUGCAAGGCUUUCAUUGUCACAGAUGAAGACAUUAGGAAACAGGAAGAGCGAGUACAGCAAGUGCGUAAGAAAUUGGAAGAAGCACUGAUGGCAGACAUCUUGUCACGAGCUGCUGAUACGGAGGAGAUGGGCAUUGAAAUGGACAGUGGAGAUGAAGCCUAAGAUUAGCAUCAGGUAACUUUCGACCGACUUUCCCCAAGAGAAAAUUCCUAGAAUUGAACAAAAACGUUUCCACUGGGUUUUGCCUGUAAGAAAAAAAUGCACCCGAGCACAUAGAGCUUUUUAAUAGCACUAACCAAUGCCUUUUUAGAUGUAUUUUUGAUGUAUAUAUCUAUUAUUCAAAAAUGAUGUUUAUUUUGAGUCCCAGGACUUAAAAUUAGCCUUUUGUAAUAUCUAUCAAGCAGGACCCUGAAGAUGAAGCUGAGCUUUUCAUGCCAGGUGCAAUCUACUGGAAAUGUAGCACUUAACGUGAAAUAUUCGUCUCCCCUGCAAUUUUAAUAUGAACGGAUCAGGAGUACCAAAUAAAUUUCCCAAUGAAAGCUUAUUGUGACUUCACUGUAUAUAAACAGAUUUUUAUACUUUAUUGAAAGAGGACACCUGUACAUUCUUCCAUCAUCACUGUAAAGACAAAUAAAUGAUUCUAUUCACAGACUGAUUGGAAUUCUUUCUGUUAAGGAGCACACAAUACAUAGCCCCUCCUUAGGAUUCCUCGUUCACAUUUUGAAAUGGAGGUAGUAGCAAAUAGUUCUUACAUUUGCAGUAUACCUCUGGAUAUCAUGAGAAUUGCGCUGCUUUCACCAGAAUUAUAAGUUGUUGUGUAGCAUGGGUAAUUUUUUUCCCCUUGCCUGUAACGAGUACUUUUGUUAGUUCUAUAAAAAUAAGGCAUUUUCUUCCCUUGGGCAUGAGUUAGGUACACAGGUGUGCUUCAGAUGUUACUGGAAGUCCAUGUCUGUUUUUCUAGAACACUUUACAUUUUCCAGUGUCUCCUGGCUUACAGAGUUAACAGGUGCAGGUCAGACCCUUUGCCACAAAGAGAGGCAUUUUUCUGGGCAGAGUUGCUUAAUGAACCAGAUUGUAAUACUUUGCUAAUUACUACCUGGCCUCCAAAGUAUUAACAUCUUUUUUUCUGUUGAAACUCACAAGCGUUAACUUCAUUACCAGUUAAAUUCCUUGAUAUCUAAUGACUAAAACUGGCAUAGCAUUGAGAAAUGAGUUUUAAAAAUCAAAACACACUUAAGGUAAUCUGAUGCCAAAGAAAGGAGGGAGUGGUUAUAAGCAAAUUUAAGUACAUUUUGAGAAAUAGAGCAAACAUUUUUCUUUCUGUACGAAGGGUUUAUGCACUUCUUAACUCAGUUCUUUCAAAAUCAGACGCAGAAUGAUGUGAUCAAGGACGUGACCAAAUCCCUCUAAAUGUCACUUGUACAUUUUUUUAUCACUACCUCCAGCACCCUUCCGGUUUCCGAGGAGGGGAAAGAAAAGAAAACAGUGAAAGCAAUAUGACUGGCUAGGUUUGAGCUGCUGUCUCUCUGGACUUAAUGCAAGACUACAUAGAUAUCACCUUCUUGGAAUUCCUGAUUUACAUGCAACUUUGAUCUCUGGGCUUUAGGCCACCGAUUUCCACAGAGUAAUCCUGCUGGCAAAUAAGCAGAGAUCCUUGCAGACUCUGGGAAGACAAGUGGCAGAGGGUUGCCUGCUCUGGGCCCUUCCGACUGUCCCAGUUGGGGUGGCAGUUGGAAGUUACAAUAAUACUGAUUUCUUUUUAAGAGCUAUUAUGACUGGUUAGAAUGAAUGCCCAAAGGCUUUGCUUAGACUCAAAGUCCACGAGUCUUCAUUUGUAAUCAAGCUUGGGGUAACUUCACCUUGGCGAUCAUAUGUUCUUUUCACAAAGCAAUCCAACCAAGACGUACGUGCCUUUAUAAACAAAGUUUGUUAAAGGAAAAAACACACGUACAAAACUUUGAUUUUUGUCCUUAUAUACAUUGCUCAGGUAGAGAACAAGGUUUGAAAGCCGUUACACGCUGUCUAGCUGGGAACUAUCCCAUAAGUCCAGGUGUUCCCAGUAUACCCGCGGGACAUGUCCAAAAAUAAAUGCAUCAUCUUAUCCCCCAAACCUACCACCGUCUUGCAUUCCCUAACUUGUGUAAAAGCACAUCAUCGGAUCCAGUUGCCCAGGGCAGAAGCCCAGGAGUGAUCCCAGAUGGCACUCUUCCCCUUGCCUCCAAUACCCCAUCAGUCCUGUUAGAAUUGUUAACCACAUUUCUCACACCUUCAUCUACAUCUCUUCUCCAUUCCUGCAACCACUGCCUCCUUUCCUCUGCUCUUUCAGCGGCUUCCUUUUAUUUCUCACCUGUCCCCUUUCCCUUCUUCCCUCUCCAUCCCUCCUUUUUCUCCUCCCUAGAGUCGUCAGAAUGGUCCUGGAAGCAAAUGUGACCUGAUCAUUUCCCUGCUCGAAAUUCCCCACUCCUCCGUGUAUGCAGUUUAGAAUCAUGCUUAAGAGCAAGCACUUUGAAAUGGAGAGAACCUGUGUCUGAACCCUGGUUUUGCCAUUUGUGUGACUUGUCAGGUUACUUAAUGUCUUUGAGCCUGUUCCUCCUCAGUGAAAUAGGAAUAAUAAUACCUACCUCAUAGAGUCGUUGUGAGGACUAAAGGAGAUACUGUUUGUCAAGUGUUAGCACAGUGCCUGGCGCGUCGUAGUGAGGGCUCCUGUUGGAGCGGGCGCUCUCGCUAUUAUCUCUGCAGGUGUCAUUUUAUGUCACUUCCGAGAGGCAUUCGCUGAUAACCCUAACUACCCUCCACUUUAUAAAUACCCGCAAUACUUUAUCUUCUGCCUUGGCACUCUGUUUGUUUCCUUUGUAGAAAUCUUCUAAAUCUGUAUUUUAUUUAUUUGUUGACUUUUUUGUCUGUCUAUCUACUAGAAUGUAAGCUCCGUGAGGGCAAGGAUGUGUCUGUCGUGUUCCCUGUUAUAACCCCAGCGCUUAGCCUAGUGCUUGGCACACAGUGAGCACUCAGUAAGUGCGUGUUGAAUAAAUGGACAAAUGAUCAAAAGCCUCUUCACGAUCUGAUGCCUGCCUACUUGUCUAGCUCAUCCUGCCACUGUCCCCACUGCACCUUCGGCUCAAGAAAAACCACAUCACCUGCUCCUUUGAAGUGCCCCUUGGGCCUCUGUGUCUUUGCACCUGUCGUUCCCUUUGCCUGCCUGUCUACAUGGCCAAUUCCUGAGCACUGGUCAAGUCACAGCUCCCUCCUCCGAAGCUGCCCCUGGUUUCUCCAGGCAGAUGUUCUUUUCCCCCUCUUCCAGAUUCCCACUGCACUUUGUCAAUACCUCCACGGAAGCACUUUAUUGUAUUGUAAAUUUGUUUGGAUGUCUGUUUCUACUUUUAGACUGUAAGCACAGUGAAAGCAGAGAUUGCAUCUUUUCAUCCUCAUGGCCCCAGAGCCUAGCGCUGUGCCUGGCAUAUAACAAGUUUGUCAAUAAAUACUUGUUGAAUGAAUUAGUGAACAAAGCGUCUUGCAGUUGGAAAAAUCUUGCAAGACGGAUGUAUUAUUACAGAAAGGGAUGCCCCUGGCGGCUUCCGGGGUAGUUUUUUGUGCUAGAGAGGAGAUCUAGAAAGCAUUAUGUAAUCUCUUUGAAUAGAAGAUGACUUGUUUGAAUUUCUAAAAUAAG
Physeter macrocephalus (sperm whale) is the source of this 4819-nucleotide messenger RNA. RefSeq names its product methyl-CpG binding domain protein 2 (gene MBD2). Gene Ontology annotation, cellular component: nucleus. Gene Ontology annotation, biological process: DNA methylation-dependent constitutive heterochromatin formation; negative regulation of transcription by RNA polymerase II. Gene Ontology annotation, molecular function: methyl-CpG binding. The record is from RefSeq and is a predicted model, not a curated record. The transcript has 7 exons. Lineage: Eukaryota; Metazoa; Chordata; Mammalia; Artiodactyla; Physeteridae. The coding region runs from base 88 to 1317 and encodes 409 amino acids.